UACCGAGUGCGUGCCAUCACAAUCAGAUUAGAACACUACGACCAGAUGCGUUACUUUGCGCUGCCCCCCUCAUCACUGACUUGGCAAAUUUUGCCACCCUACUAACUCAACGAUAGCCAGAGCAGUCACUUGCCGCUUGAUAUCGGCAAUUCAUGAGAUGCUGAUGGGAAUCCAGGAGCCCGGGUAACGUUUUUCUACCCAGAUGGAGGCGAACAACAGGGGCUACCUCAGCGCUACUUUAGUAUAUCCCGGACGGACCCGCAAUGGCAUCCAAUCAAUACGUUUAGCUCCCCUCUUUUGCAGGCUGACUACUCGAGUGGAUUUGAAGGGCGUUUGAUGAGGUGAUGGUACUUCAUUUUGUGUAUAGUAUAACUGGUAACGCUUGACGAUGUAGCGGCAAGACAAGUCGGAUUCUAUGUUUGGCAAUAGUGUGUUUUGUACUAGCAAGGUACCAACAAGGCAGAUAUAUCGAUACCUAUCAGAUGUCAUCAGCGUGGAAACCUUCUCCAUACAAGCUGUCAUGUCCAAAGCGGCUAAGGCUCUCGGCAGUACGAAAUGUUUUGUCCACAGGCACUCCCGUAGCGCUACAGUACCCCUGCAGGUGUAGUCUUUGUUUCAUGAAACCGCCCCAUAUCUCCACAUCUCCCUUGCAAUUCUGUCGGAGUUAUACCUCAGUAUAAAGAGGGCUCUACCUUCCCCUCUUCUUACGUUCUUUACCUAUGGAAUAGAGUUCCGUUCGGCAGUGCCCUCAUUUUUCAUUCAUUCUUUACCGUUGCUUUUUUUUGCAACCCACACACUCCUUUCUUUACAGAAGAUUAUCUGUAGCCACUCCUUCCAAAACAAAAUGCACUGGUGCACUACACUCAUGGCUCUGGCAGCGCCGGUCUACGCGCUGCCGUUCUCUCUCCCCUUCGGCUCGACAUCUACGCCCCAGCGCGCCGUGUGGUUGUGGAAUUCGGAUAUCAUCCAGGACGAUGUAGCCACCGACAAGUUCUUCUCGGUUGCGUCUGCUCCUAGCAACAAGUUCACGACCGUCUACGCCCUCAUCGAUCGCGACAUGGGCAACGAGGCAUGGCAAUCUUUCAUCAAGAAAUGCAACUCGAGCGGCAUCGCCGUCGAGGGCUUGAUGGGAGAUGCUCAAUGGGUCCUCGGAGGCACAACCGAGGACGGACCAACCUUCCAACACAGCUUGGACUGGGUCAAGCAGUACCAGGAAAGCGCGCCCGACAACGCAAAGCUUGCCGGAAUCCACCUGGACGUCGAGCCGUGGGGCCUGGACGGAUGGGCCUCCAACAAAGGGGAAUACGUCGACUCGCUCGUCUCGAUAGUCAGCAGGGCCACCGAAGCCGCCAAACCCCUCGGUCUCCCCGUCGCAGCCGAUCUCCCCUUCUGGGCCAACACGGUCGAUUGCGAGGACACAAAGCUGGAUGCGUGCAUGGCCAAGAGGCUCGACUCGAUCACCUUCAUGACGUACCGCUCCACGCCCAAGGAUCUCCUGGAUGUCGCACACUCUGUGCUCAACACUGUCAGUUCCAUGGGAAAGAAGGGCUGGGUCUCUGUGGAGACGUCUGCCGAUGUUGGCGAGGCGUCCUUGAUCAGCUACGCGGGCAAGGCUUUGAGCACUCUGGCUGGCGACUUGACAAAUAUCGAAACGCUGGCGAAAUCACACAGCGGAUUCAGCGGGAUCGCUGUGCAUGAUUACAAGAGCCUUUCUGGCAUGAGCGGUUAG
Periconia digitata is the source of this 1729-nucleotide messenger RNA. Lineage: Eukaryota; Fungi; Ascomycota; Dothideomycetes; Pleosporales; Periconiaceae. The record is from the annotation of a GenBank genome assembly.